AUGCCGGUCAUCAGAUACAGAACCGGGGCCAAAAGCUUUCAAGACGAUGGUAUUGUGAGGCGGACCGAAAGAAGAUCCAAAAACGGAUGUCUUACGUGCCGUCGAAGGAGAAAGAAGUGCAACGAAGUUACACCUAAGUGCGGUGGAUGUGCAAGAAAUGGUCUGGAGUGCGAGUGGCCAUCGCCAUUCGUACACUUUGGGGCUGGUAUAAAACCAGAGUUCUCGUUCGUUCAUGUUUUGGAAGAACAGCUCACGACAAGAGAUGCUAGCAAAAAGCUAGAACAGGAACGUGGUCAGCGGGGUUCAAGAAAGGGAUGCUCUAAAAAGCAUGAAAAUUCCAAGGAUAUUACUAUAUCAACGAAUGUGAAGCUCACUCGAUCACCCAGUUUACAUGAUGACUUUAUACAAGAGAUACGACCCCAGAUUUCCCGAAUUCUGGGUUCAAAAUUGGAUUCAUCCUCGUGUCUGGAGGAAAGCAGCUCGAAAAGACCAACUGAAAGCCAUCAAGUGAGUUAUUCGAGAUUUAAUACUGGCAGCUUUAACGGGGGCCAGCAACAUUCAGCUUGCAAAGAGAGCGCGAUAGCUACUCGGAACCCUUUGACUUCUUUUAACACCACCGAAACGCUCCCCGUCAGUUUUUACACUUACAACACUGCUGCAGACAAGUACCUUGAGAUCAUUGAUGCUUACGACAGGGGCAAAACGUUCUCAGACAUGAAUCCCGAGGACGAUGAAGAACUACUUUUUUACACAUGCGUCAACAGAGCUAUCCCCAAUUUGGGCACUCAGUAUACACACCCGCUCUUAACAACGUGUGCCACGUUUCUACCUCAAGUUGAAAACAGUGCGCCUCUGAGAGAAAUAUUUUUGUGCUACGGGGCAACAUACCUGGAAUGGUACGAUGAAGCCAAGUUUUCAGCUCUGUCAGAUGAACUCUACGAAAGCUCCAAACUGCUCAUUAAAAAACAGCAGCAGGAAGCACCCAAAGAGUAUUCGGAGCUUUGGCUACUUCCGUCUUUUUUGCUGCUAUGUUUGCGGUGUAAAAAAGCAUCUUCAGGCUCUGUGGAUGAGUGCGUGAAGUGCCUUGCGGAGGCUUAUUUGGUCAUCAGGAAUACGAUCUGCACUGAACACAAAGAGCAGAAUCAAAUGGCAGCUGGUCUGCAGAAUUUGACUUAUGAAAUCGAAAACAAAUUUUUGUCCAAAGUUGGAGACGAACUUGUGAAAACUGAUUUCGUGCUGCGGCCCUUUGAAAGAAUGUUUUUGGAAAGUUUCAUCUAUAACUACUCUGUUGCAAUUUUGUUUGCAACCGACUUAGUGGCGCUUCCUAGUCCAUUUUUCAUAUUCAAAGAGCUGUCUCCUUUUCUUAAGCGGCCGCUCUAUUACUGCUCAUUCGAAUGGAUGAACAACCCUGUCUUGGGCCCUUCACUCGAUGCAUUCGAGAUUUUGGCAAAAGUGUCUUAUAUCGCCCGGCUUCCUAUGCCUCUUACUCAACAAUCCGCAUGGUUUCAGAAGGCCCAGCGCCUACAUUCUAUGGCAUUCUAUUACACUGGGCCGGUGCUGUCGCCAGUUUUGAGGUCUGAAGACACCCAUAUAUAUGAGAAUGCGAAGGUAAGCUCCAAAGUCGGCAGCAUUGUGGCAAAAUCAAGCUAUUUGUUGGUCUCCAAAAUUUUAAAGUACGACGACUUCGACAUACAGCGACCGUCGAUUCAAAGGGUCCGUUGUGAGAUUUUUGAGGCUUAUACGUGUAUCCCAUCUGAUAGUAAAACUUGGGGGCUUUUGAUCUGGUCCCUCGUCAUCACAGGCUGUUUUUCGGUAGCUUCGGGGGAGAAAUACCAAAUCCUAAGGUACUUGCUGAACAUUGGCGAGUAUCUUCAUCAUCAAAAUGUCAGCAAGAUGAGAAGUUUUUUGGAGCGGGCAUGGUCACGUCCCAUAGAUCAGCGUCUCGAUAUUCUAUUCGACCGUGACGAACUUUGUAACCUUGCCCCAUAA
Molecule: messenger RNA, 1989 nt
Organism: Lachancea sp. 'fantastica'
Lineage: Eukaryota; Fungi; Ascomycota; Saccharomycetes; Saccharomycetales; Saccharomycetaceae
Source: the annotation of a GenBank genome assembly